This is a messenger RNA of Coregonus sp. 'balchen', 22245 nucleotides long. Lineage: Eukaryota; Metazoa; Chordata; Actinopteri; Salmoniformes; Salmonidae. The record is from the annotation of a GenBank genome assembly.
AGGCUCUUCCUACUCCUUAAUCAUGUGAUAUGACAUCACUGCAUGGUUACCACAGAAACCAGGGCUCACUGCAGAUGGUUGACAGCCAGUCAGGUGAGUGAGGAUGGGAUUGCCCAUAACAACUACUAGGAGGAAACUGUUGCCAAAGCAUAAUUAGAUAAUUGCGGGUGGGUGGGUUGAAUAAAGUUCUGGUGUUAGUGCGUAAUCCUAAACGUUAGGGCCUAACUGUACGCACGCCAAAUUGCCUACACAGCAAUCGCCAAAUGCUUUUGGGAACGGGCAGAAAAAGUUAACAUCAAUCCACAGAGGCAAAAAGGACAAUGUCGGAGUUUAAUUCAAUAAGAGAAAAGCUGCAAAAUGGAGAGUUGAAAAUAAAGAGAAGGGAGGGCCAUAAAAGUAAUGUUUGGGAAAGAUUUGGUGAAGUGGUAAAAGAGCAUGAUAGCAGUGCCAGCUGCUAUCAUCCUAUGUUAUGUGUGAUGAUUGUGAGAUGCUAUACAAAUUCGACAGUCACAAGACGGGGACUUCAAAUAGGCCUAUGGAACGUCAAGGGAACUGUAGGCUACUGUUCAGAUGGGUUAAAUGGAAACUGAAGUCAGAACACUGACUGUAGGUCUAUAACCUCUCACUUAGCCUUAAUAUGAACUCCUGCAGAAUUAAGCAUUUCUUGCAGUAAAAUGAUACACCAAAUGUAGGCAACAUUUUGACUCUGGAACAGGAGUGGAUAAUUAUUAUUCCUUUCUUUCAGCGUCUUGAGAGAAGGCGAAUCCGCAGUUAGAUACCUGCUUUAGAGGUACUAUCUUUAUUAUCAUCAUAAAAGCUGAUAGUAUUUCAACCACACAAAUGAUUUCAAGCCAAACUGAAAUCUUAUCAGAAACAUGUUACCCAAGAAAGCAAAGGUAACUGAACUAAAUGACUAUCGCCCCGUAGCACUCACUUCUGUCAUCAUGAAGUGCUUUGAGAGACUAGUCAAGGAUCAUAUCGGUAUUUGCUUACCGCCCCAAUAGAUCCACAGACGAUGUAAUCGCCAUCACACUGCACACUACCCUAUCCCAUCUGGACAAGAGGAAUACCUAUGUAAGAAUGCUGUUCAUUGACUAUAGCUCAGCAUUCAACACCAUAGUACCCUCCAAGCUCAUCAUUAAGCUCGAGGCCCUGGGUCUGAACCCCGCCCUGUGCAACUGGGUCCUGGACUUCCUGACGGGCCGCCCCCAGGUGGUGAAGGUAGGAAACAACACCUCCACUUAGCUGAUCCUCAACACAGGGGCCCCACAAGAGUGCGUGCUCAGCCCCCUCCUGUACUCCCGGUUCACCCAUGACUGCGUGGCCAAGCACGCCACCAACUCAAUCAUCAAGUUUGCAGACGACACAACAGUAGUAGCUUGAUUACCAACAAUGACGAGACAGCCUACAGGGAGGUGGUGAGGGCUCUGGGAGUGUGGUGCCAGGAAAAUAACCUCUCACUCAACAUCAACAAAACAAAGGAGAUGAUCGUGGACAGCAGAGGGAACACCCCCCUAUCCACAUUGACGGGACCACCGUGGAGAAGGUUCAAGUUCCUCGGCGUACACAUCACUGACAAACUGAAAUGGUCCACCCACACAGACAGUGUGGUGAAGAAGGCACAACAGUGCCUCUUCAGCCUCAGGAGGCUGAAUAAAUUUGGCUUGGCACCUAAAACCCUCAAACUUUUACAGAUAACUGCACCGCCCGCAACCGCAGGGCUCUCCAGAGGGUGGUGCGGUCUACCCAACGCAUCACCGGGGGCAAACUACCAGCCCUCCAGGACACCUACAGCACCCGAUGUCACAGGAAGGCCAAAAAGAUCAUAAAGGACAACAACCACCCGAGCCACUGCCUGUUCACCCCGCUAUCAUCCAGAAAGCGAGGUCAGUACAGGUGCAUCAAAGCUGGGACAUUGCUCGUCCAUAUAUUUAUUUAUAUAUUCUUAAUUCCAUUGCUUUACUUAAUUUUGUGUGUAUUGGGUAUAUGUUGUGAAAUUGUUAGAUAUUACUGCACUGUCGGAGCUAGAAACUCAAGCAUUUUGCUACACCCGCAAUAACAUCUGCUAAACACGUAUGUGACCAAUAACAUUUUAUUUUAUUUAUAUCGUUUUCACAGCGUUUUAUUUCCUUACAACCGGUCAAACUGAUGUGAUUUGGAAAUAUUGCACAGAAAUUACUUUUUUUAUUGCAUUUUCUCCCUGGUCCCUAAACGUCUUUGCUCCACAAAAGAAGCAGAGAUGACAGAACUUUACAGAUGUCAACUAGCAUUCAUUCUAUCGAUUUAUGAUGUUAUUCUGGUGAGCAAGAGUUUAUUUAGUAUUCUAGGGCAACAUAUCAUUUUUUUUUAUGUAACCUUUAUUUAAACAGUCACAUUGAGAUUAAAAAUCUAUUUUUCAAGAGAGCCCUGUAUACAUUACAUGUAUUGCGGAAUGGUAGACUGUGUCCAAGGGUUUCAAAACAGUGGUUGCUGCAUGCAUGUAAACAAUAUCACCAAAAUCCAAUACAGGGAGAAGCAUUGUUUGAACAAUCUUUCUCCUAUUUUCAAUACUGAGGCAUGAUUUAUUUAGAUAUAAAAAAAACAAUCUUGGAUCUUAGCUUCUUAGUUCGAUUUUCUAUAUGCGUUUACGAACUUACAACUUGUCAUCAAUCCAGACACCCAGGUACUUGUAUUGAGAAACAAGUUCAAUUUGGGCUCCAUUUGUAGCGCAAAUAUGUAGGUCCUCAGGGUCAAGAUUUUGUGACCUAGAGAACAGCAUGAGCUUGGUUAUACUUGUAUUUAACACUAAUUUAAGAUCUGUAAGUGAUUUCUGAAUCAAAGUCAUGCUGAAGUUCACGAAUGGCCUGCUGCACUGAGUUGGCACAGGAAUACAAAACUGUGUCAUCUGCAUAGAGAUGAAUGUUACAAGUAUUAACAAUGUUUCUUAUGUCAUUAAUAUACAAGGUGAACAAUAAUGGACCCAAAAUCGAACCCUGAGGAACACCUUUUUGAGUCUCAAGAAAUUCAGAGUUCUGUUGCUAAGAUCAUUCUAAAACCAUAAACAGGCUGUAUAUUCCAGGCCUGUUCUUGAUAACUUCUUCCAGUAAAACAGAAUGAUCAGCAGUGUCGAAUGCCUUUGACAGGUCAAUAAACAAGGCAGCACAGCUCUUUUUAGCAUCCAAGGCAUUGACAAGAUCAUUAACAACUAGCGUGGUUGCUGUGGUAGUACUAUGCCCAGGCUUAAACCCUGAUUGGUUUAUAUUAAAAAUACAAUUAACCAAGUUGUACAUUAACCAAGGAUUCAAGAAUCUUAGCUAAACAAGGUGGUCUUGAAAUGGGGCGAUAGUUGUCAAGAUCAUUUGUAUCCCCACCCUUAUGGAGUGGCAGCACAUAUGCAGAUUUCCAUGCUUUUGGAAUACUUCCUGAUAACAAUGUUAAAUUAAAGAUGUGGGCUACCGAGCCAGCAAUAAAGGGAGCUGCACACUUAAGCAGACCAGGCUCCAAAUGAUCAGCCCCUGUGGAUUUGUUUUUGGUCUAAUGUUAGCAAAGCAUCCAGGACUUCUUUAUUAGUGAAUUUCUGAAAAUAAAACUCCUGACCAGCAUUUUCAGUAUCAUUCAAUAGAUUUUCACCAUCAACAUCCAAACUACUAUUUUCAAGAGCUGGCUUUGAAAUACAUUCAAAUAUACAGUGGGGAAAAAAAGUAUUUAGUCAGCCACCAAUUGUGCAAGUUCUCCCACUUAAAAAGAUGAGAGGCCUGUAAUUUUCAUCAUAGGUACACGUCAACUAUGACAGACAAAAUGAGAUUUUUUUUUCCCAGAAAAUCACAUUGUAGGAUUUUUUAUGAAUUUAUUUGCAAAUUAUGGUGGAAAAUAAGUAUUUGGUCAAUAACAAAAGUUUCUCAAUACUUUGUUAUAUACCCUUUGUUGGCAAUGACACAGGUCAAACGUUUUCUGUAAGUCUUCACAAGGUUUUCACACACUGUUGCUGGUAUUUUGGCCCAUUCCUCCAUGCAGAUCUCCUCUAGAGCAGUGAUGUUUUGGGGCUGUCGCUGGGCAACACGGACUUUCAACUCCCUCCAAAGAUUUUCUAUGGGGUUGAGAUCUGGAGACUGGCUAGGCCACUCCAGGACCUUAAUGCUUCUUACGAAGCCACUCCUUCGUUGCCAGGGCGGUGUGUUUGGGAUCAUUGUCAUGCUGAAAGACCCAGCCACGUUUCAUCUUCAAUGCCCUUGCUGAUGGAAGGAGGUUUUCACUCAAAAUCUCACGAUACAUGGCCCCAUUCAUUCUUUCCUUUACACGGAUCAGUCGUCCUGGUCCCUUUGCAGAAAAACAGCCCCAAAGCAUGAUGUUUCCACCCCCAUGCUUCACAGUAGGUAUGGUGUUAUUUGGAUGCAACUCAGCAUUCUUUGUCCUCCAAACACGACGAGUUGAGUUUUUACCAAAAAGUUAUAUUUUGGUUUCAUCUGACCAUAUGACAUUCUCCCAAUCCUCUUCUGGAUCAUCCAAAUGCACUCUAGCAAACUUCAGACGGGCCUGGACAUGUACUGGCUUAAGCAGGGGGACACGUCUGGCACUGCAGGAUUUGAGUCCCUGGCGGCGUAGUGUGUUACUGAUGGUAGGCUUUGUUACUUUGGUCCCAGCUCUCUGCAGGUCAUUCACUAGGUCCCCCCGUGUGGUUCUGGGAUUUUUGCUCACUGUUCUUGUGAUCAUUUUGACCCCACGGGGUGAGAUCUUGCGUGGAGCCCCAGAUCGAGGGAGAUUAUCAGUGGUCUUGUAUGUCUUCCAUUUCCUAAUAAUUGCUCCCACAGUUGAUUUCUUCAAACCAAGCUGCUUACCUAUUGCAGAUUCAGUCUUCCCAGCCUGGUGCAGGUCUACCAUUUUGUUUCUGGUGUCCUUUGACAGCUCUUUGGUCUUGGCCAUAGUGGAGUUUGGAGUGUGACUGUUUGAGGUUGUGGACAGGUGUCUUUUAUACUGUUAACAAGUUCAAACAGGUGCCAUUAAUACAGGUAACGAGUGGAGGACAGAGGAGCCUCUUAAAGAAGAAGUUACAGGUCUGUGAGAGCCAGAAAUCUUGCUUGUUUGUAGGUGACCAAAUACUUAUUUUCCACCAUAAUUUGCAAAUAAAUUCAUUAAAAAUCCUACAAUGUGAUUUUCUGGAUUUUUUUCUCAAUUUGUCUGUCAUAGUUGACGUGUACCUAUGAUGAAAAUUACAGGCCUCUCUCAUCUUUUUAAGUGGGAGAACUUGCACAAUUGGUGGCUGACUAAAUACUUUUUUCCCCCACUGUAUAGCCCGCAGAGAUAAAGUAGUGAUUAAAUGCAUUAAUGAUAUACAUUUUGUCAGUAAUAGUGCCAGAAUCUAAAUUAAUUUAUUGGGUGAGAGAAGAGGAGACACAACCCUUCAGUGACGUAACAGCUUUCCAAAAUGUAGCUGUGUUCCCUGUACAUUCAGAUAGUGUAUUAACAUAAUAAUCUGAUUUAGCUUUUUAAACUAGUUUUACACACAGAUUUCUCAAUCGCCUGAAAGACUGCCAGUCUGGGCCCGAGUCUGUGAAUCUAGCUUUGGCCCAGGCAGCAUCUCUGUUGUGUAUGACUUCAGAUAGCUCUGGACUGAACCAAGGGCAAGACCUAUUUUUAAUUCUCAGUUUAAAGGGAGCAUGUUUAUCUACAAUACAAUUGAAAACAUUUGAGAAGUGGUUCAGAGCCAACUCUGGGUCAGGUAUAGAUGUAAUACAAUCAAAGUCACCAAAAUAAAGCUCACAAAAAAAGGCCUGUUCAUUCAAAUUCCUCUCGUUGAGAAAACAAGGUUUGGAUCUAGGCAUCCAUAUAUCCCUGACACAUACAAUGGGACAGUGGUCACUAAUAUCCUAAGCAAAUAUCCCACUCCCAGCAUAGUUCUCUGGAGUAUUUGUAAAUAUGAGGUCAAUCAACGUCGAUUUCGUAGGGUCCUUUAAGUUUGGACGAGAAGGCUUUGUAAUCAACUGGGUCAAAUUUAGAUUGGUACAAAAAUCCUUCAACCUCUAUGGGAUCGGUGUCCCGUAUACGGGACGGUUGAGCUAACGUGCGCUAAUGUGAUUAGUAUGACUGUUGUAAGUAACAGCAAACUUUCCAGGACAAAGACAUGUCUUAUACAGUGGCUUGCGAAAGUAUUCACUCCCCUUGGCAUUUUUCCUAUUUUGUUGCCUUACAACCUGGAAUUAAAAUGGAUUUUGGGGGGGUUUGUAUCAUUUGAUUUACACAACAUGCAUACCACUUUAAAGAUGCAAAAUAUUUUUUGUUGUGAAACAAACAAGAAAUAAGACAAAACAGAACUUGAGCGUACAUAACUAUUCACCCCCCAAAGUCAAUACUUUGUAGAGCCACCUUUUGCAGCAAUUACAGCUGCAAGUCUCUUGGGGUAUGUCUCUAUAAGCUUGGCACAUCUAGCCACUGGGAUUUUUGCCCAUUCUUCAAGGAAAAACUGCUCCAGCUCCUUCAAGUUGGAUUGGUUCCGCUGUUGUACAGCAAUCUUUGUCAUACCACAUAUUCUCAAUUGGAUUGAGGUCUGGGCUUUGACUAGGCCGUUCCAAGACAUUUAAAUGUUUCCCCUUAAACCACUCAAGUGUUGCUUUAGCAGUAUGCUUAGGGUCAUUGUCCUGCUGGAAGGUGAACCUCCGUCCCAGUCUCAAAUCUCUGGAAGACUGAAACAGGUUUCCCUCAAGAAUUUCCCUGUAUUUAGCGCCAUCUAUGACCAGUUUCCCAGUCCCUGCCGAUGAAAAACAUGGUGUUCUCGGGGUGAUGAGAGGUGUUGGGUUUGCGCCAGACAUAGCGUUUUCCUUGAUGGCCAAAAAGCUCAAUUUUAGUCUCAUCUGACCAGAGUACCUUCUUCCAUAUGUUUGGGGAGUCUCCCACAUGCCUUUUGGCGAACACCAAACGUGUUUGCUUAUUUCUUUCUUUAAGCAACUUUUUCUGGCCACUCUUCCUUAAAGCCCAGGUCUGUGGAGUGUACGGCUUAAAGUGAUCCUAUGGACAGAUACUCCAAUCUCCGCUGUGGCGCUUUGCAGCUCCUUCAGGGUUAUCUUUGGUCUCUUUGCUGCCUCUCUGAUUAAUGCCUUCCUUGCCUGGUCCAAUAUAGCUUUUUGGUCUAAACUCCACUCGCCCGUAUUGAGGGGAGGAUGGAUGGGGCCAUGUAUCGCGAGAUCUUGGCCAACAACCUCCUUCCCUCAGUAAGAGCAUUGAAGAUGGGUCGUGGCUGGGUCUUCCAGCAUGACAACGACCCGAAACACACAGCCAGGGCAACUAAGGAGUGGCUCCGUAAGAAGCAUCUCAAGGUCCUGGAGUGGCCUAGCCAGUCUCCAGACCUGAACCCAAUAGAAAAUAUUUGGAGGGAGCUGAAAGUCCGUAUUGCCCAGCGACAGCCCCGAAACCUGAAGGAUCUGGAGAAGGUCUGUAUGGAGGAGUGGGCCAAAAUCCCUGCUGCAGUGUGCGCAAACCUGGUCAAGACCUACAGGAAACGUAUGAUCUCUGUAAUUGCAAACAAAGGUUUCUGUACCAAAUAUUAAGUUCUGCUUUUCUGAUGUAUCAAAUACUUAUGUCAUGCAAUAAAAUGCAAAUUAAUUACUGAAAAAUCAUACAAUGUAAUUUUCUGGAUUUUUGUUUUAGAUUCCGUCUCUCACAGUUGAAGUGUACCUAUGAUAAAAAUUACAGACCUCUACAUGCUUUGUAAGUAGGAAAACCUGCAAAAUUGGCAGUGUAUCAAAUACUUGUUCUCCCCACUGUAUAUAUAUAUAUAUGUGUGUGUGUGUGUGUGUGUGUAUAUUUUAUUUAUUUAUUUAUUUAUUUAUUUGUGGGGAAAAACAUAUUGGGGAUUGGAAGUGAUGCAGACAAUUACAUUGAUGGAAGUUACAAUCUAUCUGCAAUAUUAAAGCUGAUCUACCCACUAAAUUAAAACAAAAUACAAAAUUUCCCCAAAAAAUGCGGGUGGGUGUGGGUGAACAAAAAGCUGACCCGCGCACUACUACUGUGCGUUCCUCUCUCACCCUAGGCGAGCAGUCAAUAUGUUACAGAGUAGCCUAACUCAAGAGAAGAACAUGUGGAAUACAUUAUCAGAUCUGCAGGAGCCCACCAAAAAUAUCUACUUGUUGAAGUUGUUGCUCUCCCUUUUCAUGAGGGAACAUCUGGUUUGACUGUGUUUAUAGUUAUUACAUACUUAUCCCUUAUGUACAACCACAAGACAUCUCUCAAGUGAUCACAAUUCUCUGAUAACCAGUCACAAUAGGAGUCUAUCAAGUUUAGAGAUACUUUUAGUGGGGGUGGAGCAGAAUAUCUAAUUACUCAUUGUUUUUCAAUGGAAUUCUCAUUUUACUGCCAUAGGUCAGACCUGUCCUGCAUUACAACACUGACUCAAUGGACAAGACAACAAUGCGACUCCUAGGAGAGUGAGCCUUCCUGCCUCUGCCUCUCUGUUACUGCUGUCUGAUGCAGCUCUGUAAUCUUCAGAUUACUGUUGAUCCUCAAAACAACCACCAGACAGUCAUUGAGUUGUCAGGAUUUCUGCUGUCUCACCUGUAGAAGUAGUCAGAGGUUCGCUAGCUAUGCUGCCAAUGAACUGAACCCUUCCCAUAUCCAGGGAACUGAACCCUCCAGAGGAGAUGUAUCUCUCUCUCUCCCCCUGGCUGAGGCCUGCCAUACUGAUGAAUGGCCUCUGUUUUAACUGCACAUCUGCUUCUAGAGCAGCCAGCCACAUCUGUGUGCAUGACGCCUCCCAAGGUAAAGUCCAGAGUAAUGCCCAGAUAGUGGAAGUAAAGUCUGCCUUGGUUCUCCCAUGUUCCUGAUUUUAAAGGCACCAGUCCUAGUACAGUCAUUGCAUUUCAUCAGAGAGAGAAGUGGCAGUAGGACUCACUGAGUAGUAUAGAUUAUUUAUUGAACUUGGUUUAUGGUUUUACUGCUAGAAGUACAGUUAAUGGCCAAGGUUGCUGAUAGAUAUUUGUACAUUCCUCUCUAGGCGUUUAUCACAAGGAUGGCUGCACAAGUGGAGGUACAGACUGGGGAGGUGGGAAGGACGGGUGUAGGGGGGCGACUGCACCUCAGCCCUCUGGCUGACUCCAGCAACAAGAGCCUAACAGAGGGCCCCUCCAACACCCAGGGCUCCCUCAUCAUCACUCCAGAGCCCAGUAAGCCUGUCCCUGCACCCAAACCACGGCUCACUCCCAAACCUUUCGCUGUGGAGAAAACCCCCACCAUCCGGCCCAUACUUGCUCCUAAGCCUAAUACCAAGCCCCGACCAGAGCCCACUCGCCUUACUUCUUACAAACCUGACCCUCCCAGUGGUCCAAAACCUCAGCAGCCGAAUGUCACCAGCAAACACAGGCCAGUGUCGACCAACCACAGCCGUCCUGCUCCUACCUCCUACAAACCCUCUCCCAAGUUGAGCAUGGGACAAACCACCAGGUCUGUAGCCCAGCCCUUCAAACCCACCCCUCUAACCCCUGGGGACCCCAGCAAACCAACUCCUUCCCAACCGGUGGGGCGUCAGAAGCCAGCUGCGGCAGGCUUGUCCCACUCACAAGGCCCUAAGAAACCCCCUUCAGCAGAAUGGUCCGGAUCCACCAAACAGGAGAAGGAAUGUGGCAAAACAGCAUCUAGUAUCAGAGCUGGAGGAGCCUCUCUGACCAGAGCCAAGUCAAUGGGCUUCCUCCGUCAGAUAGGGCUAGAGGGGGAGGAGAGGAAGGGGGAUGAAGGGCCAGAGGUCACAGUCCAACUCCGACCCCAGUCUACAGGCUCCAGACCCAGACCUGUGUCGGCCAUCUUCCUGCCCUCUCCCACUCAGCUGGAGUCGUCCACCCCAGCUGAUCGCUGGGUAGGGAGACGGCCCCUUUCAGCCGACCUCACCUCCAAGUUUGAGUCCAUUGGCCUGUCGCUGCACCGCGGCCAUCCUGCCAAGACCGGCAGCAAGGAAAACACUCCAGAGGAGGGGGCACUGCUACGGAGGAGGGAGAAGGAAGCAGAGGGGACCGCUGCUACACCACCGGCCCCAGACAGUAAGCCUUCAGCCCUAGCACGAGGGAGCGAGAAGAAAAAAGAGGAAGUGAAGGAUGAGGGAAAGGGUGGAGGAAGCAUUAAGAGACGGAUCAGUCUCUUGCUUGAUUCCUCCUCUCCUGUAGUUCCUCUCUGUGUUGCUGCUCAAGGACUGGAGCCUCACUCUCCAGUGCAGCCAGUCCCAGAGGUAGAUGUACCACUGGGUGGUGUUAAACAGCGAAUCAAGAAGCUAACAAUAGAUACUGUUAUGCCACCUGCUCAGACCCCAGCUGUUAAACCACCGUUCAAGCCCCGCCCUCUGCCCCCUGACCUGACCAAAAGGUAGGAGCUCCUCACCACCUUCAGUCUGCCUGUUUUUGUCUCAGUCCUUUUAUGACUCUCCCAUUGUCAUUACCGGUCUUGUGGGAUAUGUGUGUUUCUCUUCAUCAGGUUUGGCUCUGAGAAGUCCACAGACCUCGGCAGUCCCUCCCCCAGUGAGGCGACAGACCGCCAUGAGAGUGACACUGAUCCUCAAAGGAGGGUAAGAGAGGUUGUGGAAUUUGCUUAGAUUAACAUAGGUGAUUUGGUCAAGGAUUGCAGUGAGCCUUGUGAGAAUUUCUCUAACUCCUGUGCCUACCAGGCAAACCCAGAGGAAACACUGCUGUCUUUAAUAGGCAAACAAUGAGGUUACAGUUAAAUCCUUGGUCCUCAGUGAACAAAGUAAUGUUGUCUAUUUUGCUGUAGAUAUAGAAUGAGAGCGAUUCCAGCAACUUACGAUUGCCUAAUCCAAGUAGAGUUUACUGCCCUGAAAGCAAAUGAUCAGAGAUGCAUUGAUGUAUAAAUUGAAUCAACCAACCAGUUAAAUGAUCUUGAUUGAGUAAAGAAGUGAAGUGCCUCUGUAACACCACUGGGGGACUUGUGAGUGCUUGUACUGUAUGUGCCCCAUCUUACAUUUACAUUCUAGUCAUUUAGCAGAUGCUCUUAUCCAGAGCCACUUACAGUUAGUGAGUGCAUAUAUUUUGUCUUGUUUUACAGUCACUUUGUUUGAUGAGCAACAUUUAAAGAUGGCAUUAACUUAGUUAAGGCUUUUCGAAUACAGUAUAUUUCUUUAUUUAUUUUAAUUGAAAAAGAACUAGUUUAGGUUUCUGACAUUUAAUGUAAUUAAUAUACAGUCGUUUCUGUGUUUGCCCCUAUAAGCCUAAAAGGCCUAAGCAAAAUAUCCAUUAUAAGGACUAUAUCCUGGGAAAAUUCUGAUUUGCACAAUAUUUUUCUCUGAAUCAGUCUUUGUCUUGGAGCAUAGAAGUGAAGAGAACGUCAGUGCCACAAAGGUACAAAGAGCUUUGAAAUCAAAGCCAGCGCAUUAGUCAUCUCUGGUGGUUCUCUGUGUGUCAUGAAACAUGCUGAGAGUGAAUCACUGGGAAAAGGUCAACACAGUGAGGCUUUGUUUACCACCUCAGCACCACACCCACUUUUAUGGGCCCAACAAAGAGGAGUGGGAUCCCCUUUCUGCCCAGACACAGUUGCCUCACUCAAUCAAUCACUUGUCUUUGUAUCACCCUCUCUUUUUCUCUGUCAUUAUAUAAUACUCUCUGCAAAUAAUACUAAGUUCAUGAUGAUCAUGCAGAAUCUGAAUAAACUUAGCCAAACUCUUUGAAUUACUUAAUUCUAGGGGCAGGACUCAGUCUUCAUCUUCAGUGACCAAAGAAAGGUGGAUGAAGACACCAGAGGGUCCAAAGAGCAGCCCACCCAGGCCUCUUCCGGCCCCUCAGCUGGAAGGACUGCGGCAUGGCGGGGGAUGGAGAUUGAGGCCCAGGAGAGCCACCCGAGCAGUGGGGUGCAGACUGUGCGAGCAGCCCUGUUUGAGAACGUGGUGGAGAGACACAGCGUGAUGGAGGAGGACAGGGCGCAGAGCAUCACAAAGAACUGUCCAAAGAGAAGUGUCUCUCUCAAACUGGGGGAUGGGGAGAACGGCGGCAGCCUGGUCACCUCCCCCUACCGCGAGCCUGUGUCCCCCUACCGCGAGCCUGUGUCCCCCUCCAGCCCGCUCCGUGUGGAGCACUUGUUUGACACGGUGCAGGCGGUGGGAGAGAGGAGAGCCGUUAGUGAGAGUCUCCCCUCGGCUCAGCUGGAAGACAAGGCCAUGACCCUCCGUUCCAGGCGUUCUGAGGGGAACAGGCCAGCUAGGGCUGAGCCAGUGGAGGAGAUAUCUGCUCAGGUCCAAGGAGACCUCAGUUCGGCUCAGAGGGGAGCACCAGCCUCCCAACAUGAACAGGGACCAUGCUACCUGAGGGUUGGAGCUCUGCAGAAGUGGAAUACCACUGAGGUGGAUAGGGGGGCAGAGGUAGAGAAAGGAAGGGAAAUGGAAAAGGAGAGACAAAUGGAGAGGGAGAGAAGGGAGGAGGAGAAAGAGAGGCAGAGGGAAGCAGAGAGGAGGAUGCAAAUAGAUGUAGAGAGGGAGAAGCCGAGAGAGCAGGACAGGGAGAGAGAGGAAGUGGCAGCACCGAAGCGGUUGAAAAUGCUGGAGGCAGAUGAGCAGCCACCCAAACCCAGGGCCACCUACUUUGCUCUGACUGGUCAGAUCCAGGAAGUCAUAUCCCAUGGGGAUGAGGGAACAGGGAGAGGGGACAUGGAAGUGCCCUUUGACGAUUUUUCUGUGAUGUCUGGACAAUGGGGUUCUCAAGGGAAGGUACAAAGGAACCCCUCUCUAGGCAAAGCUUUUGGGAAAAUCCCCCAAGGUCAAGAACAAGAAGAGGAACUGAUGGAAAGGAAGCAAACCCAGGAAAGGGGGAGAGGAAUGGCAUGGGACAGACAGACCGGGAUGGAGGAGAUGGAAAUAGAAAAACAGAAACAAGUAGACCUUGAGAAAGUAAGAGAAUUGGAGAGGGAGAAAGAACAGCAGAGGGAGAGAAAGGAGUUUGAGAGGGAGAUGGAGAUGGAGAGGGAGAGAAAGGAGGUUGAGAGGGAGAAACAGAGACAGCUGGAAAUGGAGAGACAGAAACAGUUAGAAUAUGCAAGAAAGAGAAAGAUGGAGAAGCAGAGAGAAUUAGAAAGGGAGAGACAAAAUGAGUUGGAAAAGGAGAGACGGAGAGACCUGGAGAGGGAGAGACGGAGAGACCUGGAGAGGGAGAGACAGCGAGAGCUGGAGAGGGAGAGACAGAGAGAGCUGGAGAGGGAGAGACAGCGAGAGCUGGAGAGGGAGAGACAGCGAGAGCUGGAGAGGGAGAGACAGCGAGAGCUGGAGAGGGAGAGACAGCGAGAGCUGGAGAGGGAGAGACAGCGAGAGCUGGAGAGGGAGAGACAGCGAGAGCUGGAGAGGGAGAGACAGCGAGAGCUGGAGAGGGAGAGACAGCGUGAGCUGGAGAGACAGAAAGAGUUUGAAAAGGAGAGGCAGAAACAGUUAGACUUAGAGAGACAGAAUAAGUUGGAGAGACAGAGGGUUGAAGAGUUGGAGAGAAUAAAAGAAAUGGAGAGAAGGCAACUGUUUAGGUUUGAAAAACAGAAGCAGGCUGAGAGAGAGAGACAACAGCUUCUGGAGCUUGAAAAGCAGAGACUGAGAGAGAAGAUGGAGAAAGAGGAGCAGGAGAAGAUGAGACAACAAGCAAUACAACAGGAGGUAGACAGACAGAGGGAGUUGGAGAGGGAGAGACAAAAAGAGUUGGGGAGAAAAGGGGAGCGUGAUCUGGAAAUACAAAGACAGAGAGAGUUGGAGAGGCAGAGACAGAAACAGUUUGACAUUAAGAGACAGGAGUUGGAAAACCAGAGGGAGAGACAGAGGGUAGAGGCAUUGGAGAGAAUAACAGACCUGGAGAGAAGACAACUGAUUGAGAAACAGAAACAGAAUGAGCGAGAGAGACAACAUCUUCAUGAGCUUGAAAAGCAGAGACUGAGGGAGAAGAUGGAGAAAGAGGAGCAGGAGAAGAUGAGACCGGUAGCUAGACAACAGGAGGAGAGACAGAGGAGAGAGAACCAGGAGAGGGGGGUGCUGGACUCCUUACCUCUCAGACCUAAAGUGCUGGAUCUAGACUCUGUGUCUCUGGGUGACCAGCACUCCAGAGGCAGUUCCCACUCCCCUGGUGUCCGAUGGAAGCAGCCCUCUCCCCGAGCAGAAGACCACUACAGGCCUGGCAUCCUGGACAUAGACUCAUUCAGGUCCCAGACCCAGAUGCAGCCCUCGCCCACUAGAGAGGUGUUCCCUAUCGCUGGCAUCAAGGGCUCAGACCCAGGUAGUGGGGUGAGAUCCCACACUCCAGAGAGGGAAGGUAGCCGUAGGGUGGGUGCAGUUGGGCGACCCAGCCCAGUGUGGGCCCCCUCUCAGCAGGAGCUGUGGGAGCAAAGGCUAGGCAUCGAUGAGGAAUCAGUGGAUAGGCCCAUGGCUGGACCAGAGCCACCCAGGAAGCCUGCCAAUAAACCCAGCCUGGAGCAGCUCCUCCACAGGCAGUUGGACAGGGUCACGGCCCCCAUCCUGGUCCCAGAGAGACGCUGGUCUGGUAUGCCCAGUGAACCAUCUUUCCCCAGGAGAGAGCCCCACAGCCUUGGGUCCCCCAUGGAGCAGACCUGGUUCCCCCAGGACUCUGAGCCCCAGGGGCACAUGGUAGAGGCCAGAGGACAGAGGAGAUCUCAGGGCUCCCAGGUAAGAAAAGUAUAUUAUAGAGAGACCUAGGCUAUAUGAGUGAAUGGCAUCUACAGAGCACAAAAUUCAGUGAAUUCAACCGCUAAUAAUGACUAAUCAAAAAAGGACCAUCGCGCUCUCCCCAAAAUUAGUUUGUUGCGUAAAACCCGCUGAUCCAGAUAGGUAAAAAAGAGUGAUGGGUCCGCACUCAAAAAAUACAUAGCAUAGAGCUUACUUACUCAUUUUUUGAUUUAUAUUGUUUUACUGCAUUAGGAGAAUAACAUACUCAGACAUUUCAGCUUUCGCCUUCUUCAGGGUAUAGGUUAAAAUCUUACAAUCAGGAACAACUUUUGCUUCUAAUCAGGUUAGUCAUCUGCCAAUCAGGGAUGGCUUCUCUCAUCUACCUGUAUCAGGGCUCUCCAACCCUGUUCCUGGAAAGCUACCCUACUGUAGGUUGUCACUCCAACCCCAGUUGUAAAUAACCUGAUUCAGCUUAUCAACCAGCUAAUUAUUAGAAUCAGUUGCGCUAGAUUAGGGUUGGAGUGACAACCUACAGGACGGUAGCUCUCCAGGAACAGGGUUGGAGAGCCCUGACCUGUAUACAUGUUACAAUCACAAAGAAAGUACAUGGGAGCGGGCACAGAAGGCAAUUGGGAGUAUCAGGGGUGAACCGUUCAAUAAUCAAUUGCCUUAGGUGUACUUUGAGUUAGCCCCACAUAUUUAUGAACAGCCUGGUGUCCUUUGUGGCAAGCUAUCUCAUAAAUUGAAAUAAGGUAUACCCAAGUAAGCAGACACCUAAGGCAAUUAAAUUGAUUAUUGAACGGUUCACGCCUGUAUGUGGACACCCCUUCGAAUUAGUGGAUUUGGCUAUUUCAGCUACACCUAUUGCUGACAGGUGUAUAAAAUCGAGCACACAGCCAUGCAAUCUCCAUUGACAAACAUUGGCAGUAGAAUGUCCUUACUGAAGAGCUCAGUGACUUUCAACGUGGCACCGUCAUAGGAUGCCACCUUUCCAACAAGUCAGUUUGUCAAAUUUCUGCCCUGCUAGAGCUGCCUCGGUCAACUGUAAGUGCUGUUAUUGUGAAGUGGAAACGUCUAGGAGCAACAACGACUCAGCCGCAAAGUAGUAGGCCAAACAAGCUCACAGAACGGGACCACCGAGUGCUGAAGCGUGUAACGUUUAAAAAUCGUCUGUCCUCGGUUGCAACACUACUGACUUCCAAACUGCCUCUGGAAGCAAUGUCAGCUCAAGAACUGUUCUUCGGGAGCUUCAUGAAAUGGGUUUUCAUGGCCGAGCAGCUGCACACAAGCUUAAGAUCGCCAUGCGCAAUGCCAAGGUCGGCUGGAGUGGUGUAAAGCUCGCCUCCAUUGGACUCUGGAGCAGUGGAAACCCGUUCUUUGGAGUGAUGAAUCACGCUUCAGUCGCUGGCAGUCCGAUGGACGAAUCUGGGUUUAGCGGAUGCCAGGAAAACGGUAGCUGCCCAAAUGCAUAGUGCCAACUGUAAAGUUUGGUGGAGGAGGAAUAAUGGUCUGGGGCUGUUUUUCAUGGGUCGGGCUGAAGGGAAAUCUUAAUGCUAUAGCAUACAAUGACAUUCUAGACUAUUCUGUGCUUCUAACUUUGUGGCAACAGCAUGUGGAAGAACUUGACUGGCCUGCACAGAGCCCUGACCUCAACCCCAUCGAACACCUUUGGGAUUAAUUGCAACGCCGACUGCAAGCCAGGCCUAAUCACCCAACAUCAAUGCCUGACCUUGUGGCUGAAUGGAAGGAAGUCCCCGCAGCAAUGUUCCAACAUCUAGUGGAAAGCCUUCACAGAAGAGUGGAGGCUGUUAUAGCAGUAAAGGGGGGACCAACUCCAUAUUAAUGCCCAUGAUUUUGGAAUGAGAUGUUCGACGAGCAGGUGUCCACAUACCUUUGGCCACAUAUCCUAUAAUUCUGUAUGUUUUGUGUGAUUGUAACAUGUAUACAGGUAGACCAGAGAAGCCAUCCCUGAUUGGCAGAUGACCAACUACACUGAUUAGAAGCACCUGAACGGUGCUCACCUGUGUUCCCUAGAAAAGUUGUUCCUGAUUGUAAGAUUUGAACCUGCGCACUGAAGGCAAAAGCCAAAACAUCGGUGUGUGUGUGUGUUAUUCUCCUAAUGCACUAAAAUAAUAAAAUAUGAAGUAAGCUCUAUGCGACAUCUCUCUUUUUACCUAUGGGAAUUCAACUAGUACAAGUACUUUCGUGUAAAUAUUAGAUUUAAUUCUACUAUCCCUGUGUUUUAGGAGCUGAACCGGAUGAGGUCCCGCAGUGUGUCCCGUCGAUCGGCCCCGUCUGAGAGUGCUGUGGAGGGGACCCUGUCCAGGAUGAGGAGCAGGAGUGCACAUAGAGAGAGGGGCCGACAGAGCUGGGUGAGUCAUGAUGCUCGGUUUCCAUGCACACGGGUAUAAACACACACAAAUCACCUAAUUUCUGACUCAAAGCUAGACGUGUUUCAGAAAUGAGCUUUUGCUACAGUGAAAUUACACUGCUUCAACAUGGUAACAAUUGGAGCCCCAUCGGUUCUAUGUUUAAUCAUUAUUUGGAAAAAAUGUAAUGUUGUGUUACAGUAGGGUGGAGUAGGAAUGCAGUUAGUUCACUGGGAGAGUUGAGUGCUAUGCGGAGCACUGGGAGUAAUGAGUUGAUGAGUAAUGUGAAAGGCAUGGUCUUUCUCUCUCACUCAUCUCCACCCUCUUUUACCACACAAAGCAGAGAAAUUGAGGCCAAAUAUGUUCUCAGGCCUGUAAUUCAGGAUUGUGAUUAGUCAAAGAGUUAAUAAGUACAUAUGCUGCUCACUUUGACACCACCCUGUUUGCAUAGCUGAAGAAAGGCUCUUCUGUGAAAUUGGCCAUAGUGAUAUUGAUAUUCCUUUUAUUUUAAUAGAAAUGUGAGUUAUAGAUCUGUCAUUAUUAUUGAAAGCAAGUUUAAGAAGCGGUAGAUCUGUUCUAUGUGCGCAAUUUCUAUGCUUCCCAUUUAAGUUUAGUUUUUCCUUUUACUUUCGGUUUUGUACACCAUCUUCAAAUAGCUGAAAAUACAAUAUCUUUGGUUAUAGAAAAUAUAUUUCACAGCGGUGUAGAUGGUACAAUGAUUCUCUACACUAUACUUGCUUGUUUUGUAAACUGACAUUAGGCGAACUAUUAGAAUUUUAGCAACCAGGAAAUGGCGGAGCGAUUUCUGCAUAGUGCAUCUUUAAGCACCUGUCUACAUAUCAGCCUGUGCUACAAAGGAUUCCAUCCAGAGACUAAGCAAAUGCCAGCUACACGUUUACAUCGGCCCAAGUGUAAAUGGCCGAAAGUGAAAUGUUUAUAAGCAUACCAUACCAAUACAUUCAUUAGAUCAGAAGAAAUUGAACGGAAAAAAUGCAGCUUUGAUUUGAUAAAGCAAGGCUGUGCUGCAGCAGUGGGCUGUCCUCCUCCAAUGAGCCGUCACUGUGUUACUCCAUGAUGAGUUUCUGUGUGUUUCUGUCACCACCUGCUGGUCUGUGGUUGGUGUGUAAUACAAUAUGUUGAGAGCCUGAGUGGUGCUGCAAUUACCAGGGAUUCAGGCUUUCCUUUAACCGGUAAUAGCCGGCGUUUGGCAAAUUGUUAUUUUAUUAUUAUUAAAAGAAAUGCCACCGGGAGCAGAAGAAGAAAAAAUCCCAGUUGCGAAAUAAUGCUUUUUAGCCUAUUCAUUGAUGGAAAUACCAGCCGAUGGAAAUACAUUUGACUGGUCAUGCUUAUCGGUCUAUAGGGUAAUUUGCAUUAUUUAGUGGAAUUAAAUUGGGGCGUGUGUACAGUAUAUUUGUUAUGUAUCUUAUUUAUCACACGCAUACAGAGCCUUUGAGCGGAUAAUCUGUCAGACAGUGCGAGAACUGCUGCUACAUCAUCCCAAACAGCAAAUUCAUAGGCAACGGAAGGCAGGCUUCAUCAGUGCAUCACGCAGCACUUUGCAAUGAGCUGGAGGCAGUAUGCAUUUUGAAAACAUACUUAAUUGUUUAAAACCUGAACGUUUUACUACAUAUUAUGUCUUACCUUGCUUCAAAGUAGCCUAGCCAAAAUCAGACCAUAUCUGUGGAGGCAAUUAUUUUAUAAACGCUUUCUUUCAUUGCUCAGUAGCCAAAGGCACAAUCCUAGUCAUAUUAGCAAGCAGCCCCAUGCUAGUUGUUGCAUAUUAGAUCUCCCCUCUUUCUAAUGGAUAUUUUCAUCUCUCACAUGAAACCGCUCGCAUGCGGUGUGCUUUUGACAAGUGUUUUCCAGCUAAUAGCGUUAUGGAACAAACCUUCAGGAGUAGCCUAGCCUACUGCCUUGUGCACAUUGCUGUGCUAAUAAUGUUAAGAAAUAAUAGUUUAUCAACAUUUUAAGCUAAAUGUUCGGAUCUGUUGUAUCAGGUUCAUUGUUUUUUAACGUUAUUUUGUUUAAAUGUAGCCUACUGGUUGGAGGAAUGUGGGAUCUAUCAUCCCAUAACUGUCCCAGAGUCCGUUUGGAAUAGGCUAUUUCUUUCUCCACAAGCUGAGCAAGAGAAAAGGUAAACUUUUCUACUGUGGGGGAUAGUAGAUUGACAUAGGUUAAUGAUUUUGCUGUUCGUUACUCGUCUUGUUGGCUGAGGGAAAGUAAAUGUGGACAGUUAUUCUAACAUCUUCAAAGUGCGCAUCAGAAUUAGGUAAGAAGGACCUCACAUCGUUGCAUGUUCUGUUAAUAUGAGUUACCAUAAUCUACAUGUGAUUUCUGUCCUUCUGAGCACCGUGGGUGGACGCCCUAAUCAGGUUAUGCACCCAAUGCACAUGGGUCCGGUACAUUUCUCAAAUGUCCUGUAAAUUAAAAUGCUGCCAGUCAAAUGUCCGGCAGCACAUUUUCCCAGUGGAAACCCUGCAGGGAUUCUAGUCUUUAAUUGUGUAGAGCAACUGGAGACACAAGUGUGAAAUACCUGGUCUAGAAUGAAUUAUUGACAUAACACCUACACCUUUUCCCCCAAGUUAUAUAAUUUCUGUUUGGGGGAACAAGGAGAUGCAUUAUAGAUGGGGAAUUCCUUUUCUGUCAGCACGUGUCAAUGACUCGAUGUCGCUUUCUGUUGUGAUAGUGUUUUUCUGUAUCAGUAUGGAGGUUUAAGCCUAGUGUGAGAGUGCACUAUGGAACUAUGGGAAAUGUAUGUAUAUCUCUCAUGAGAUCACAGUGGUAUGAUUACAUCAUUACUAAUGGCAUGGUUAGAGAGGGCAGAGGAAGAGAAGAGAGGGGAGAGGUAAAGACGGAGAUGGUCGCCAGGUUCAGAGACAUGUUGUACUACAUGAGGCUGUUGUGCUGUCUGAGGCCUCUACACUGGCUGUGGGUAAGUGAUGGGAGAUCGUUAAAUCAGAGCAAGGAAGCAAGUAGGGCUAUGAAUUGACAAGGACCUCACAAUAUGAUAUUAUCAUGAUACUUAGGUGCCGAUAUAUGUAUUGCGAUUCGAUACUGCGAUUUUAUUUCCGAUUUGAUGUUCCAAACAUAUUGCUCACUAUAUGUCUGCUGCAGAGAGACAAGAGACAUAAUGAGAAAAUGAGUUUUGAUCAGUCAUGGAAAUAAAAGUGCUGAAAACAUGUUGGCUCACUAUUUAAAAAGAAGAUGGGGGAACAAGCUAUAGGAUGAAAAAUACCAGCGUUUUGGCACAGGUAGAGUCGACUAGCACUAGCUAACCCUAGCUAGCAAACAAAAAAACGAUACUUGGAGUCAAGGUAUCGAUAUAUCAUCCAAAAUAAUAUUGCAAUAUGUAAGUGUAUUGGGAGCAAGGGAGAGGACAGACUAGAAUAGACAGAACUGAAGACAUUAGGUCUGCUUCCCUUUGUGGACUCUCUUUAGAGGUGACCUGAGGGCCUUCGUAUAGCUAGGAAUGUGUGGCUACUGGCUAUUAUAUGUUUGAACGAAGCAAGUUAUAAUAGCCCCAUAUAUGCUUUGUCACCGUGGCUGGUUGUGCUUCAAGUGUGACUUCAUCAUUAAAACACUGGGUGAUGCGUAUUUGAGUCAUAUGUUUUGCUGGACAUUUCUUAUUAGUUAUUUUCCUUUAGUAAAACCAUUUUCUCCAUAGUCAGUUAGUGUUGAUGAAACUUGAGUCUGUAUGUUUGUGGCAAGAACUGUGAUUUCUAGCUAUAGAAUGAUUCCAGGAGGGUUUUAGAUCAAUGUUCCUCAGAACUAUUCUCCAGACGCCCACCAGGGGGCACAGUUUGAGGUGCCACGGUUGUCUUAUAAUAAUAAUAAUAAUAAUAAUAAUAAUAAUAAUAAUAAUAAUAAUAAUAAUAAUAAUAUGCCAUUUAGCAGAUGCUUUUAUCCAAAGCGACUUACAGUCAUGUGUGCAUACAUUUUUACGUAUGGGUGGUCCCGGGGAUCAAACCCACUACCCUGGCGUUACAAGCGCCAUGCCAAUUGAGCUACAGAGGACCACAAACACCACAGUAUCCAACAUAACCUCAGUAAGUUAUAGAGUAUCUUACUUACUCACUAAGGCUUAACUCAGAGAGAUGACUCUGGUAGGUACGGUGGAGUUCUGAAAGGGGAAAGGAGAGAGUUCUCUGACCUGACAUGCAGUUUGCAUGAGUCAGAGAGCCAUUUGUUAGGCAAAUUCUCUGACACACUGUCGUGAUUCCUCUCUUUAGCCAUGAGCUCACUGUGUGCUGCUGACAGACAACCACAAUCCCAACUCUCACACACAGCCACACCUGUCUCAUCCCUUCUCUCUUUCUCUCAGGCAUGCGUUCUCUAUCUAUUUGAAGGUAUAGGCUCAACAACAUAAACAUCUCUUAGUUCCUAUCACUAUCACACACAUUCCCCAUCCCUCCUGUCUUUUCUUCCCACCCCCUCCGCCCUGUGCCAAGUGCUGACUAUGCCUGUGAGAAUUCUCUCUUGCACUGCAAGCAGAAACAGGCAAGAGAGACGGAGCACUGCAGAACAUAUCACCCUCCUGCACUGCAAAUCCGGGCCCUCCCUCUAUCCCCUCCUCCCUCCCUCUAUCCGCUCCUCCUCCCUCCCUCUAUCCGCUCCUCCUCCCUCCCUCUAUCCCCUCCUCCCUCCCUCCCUCCCCUCCUCCCUCCCCUCCUCCCUCCCUCCCUCCCCUCCUCCCUCCCUCCCUCCCUCUCUCUAUCCCCUCCUCCCUCCCUCCCUCCCUCCCUCCCUCCCUCCCCUCCUCCCUCCCUCCCUCCCUCUCUCUAUCCCCUCCUCCCUCCCUCUAUCUCCUCCUCUAUCCCUGCCUCCUCUCUCUCUCCCCCUCCUCCCUCCCCUCUCUCCCCUCCUCCCUCCCCUCUCUCUCCUCCUCCCUCUCCUCCUCUCUCCCCUCCCUCACUCUGUUCCCAAGGUUUCUCCUUGAGCGUGAGUCCUGUAGUGCUGGGGACUAGGAGCAAGAGACUGACGCAUUAGUCCUCUACCUGCCCAUACUUGCAGGGGAAGAGGAAGGCAAGGAGAGGGCGCUGGUCUCGUUUAGUCUCUUCUGGGUUCAACUUUAGCAUCACAAUCUCCUCUCCUGUUUGUGCUUCUAUAUCCACGGCGCUGCUCUGCUGUUGGUGUGCUGGGUACUCAGCGGGAAUAGGAAUGAGUACAGCUCUCCCUCAGUCUGCCUGACACCAGCUGUUCUCUCCUGGACUGUUGUUUUCCUGUAAAGUUUUCCACCAGGAUGACGACAGCAGCGUGGACACUAUGGAGAGGUAG